Molecule: messenger RNA, 22831 nt
Organism: Coregonus sp. 'balchen'
Lineage: Eukaryota; Metazoa; Chordata; Actinopteri; Salmoniformes; Salmonidae
Source: the annotation of a GenBank genome assembly
ACUCCAAGGCCAUAGUGGAUGGUAACCUGAAGCUGAUCCUAGAUCUCCAUAUUUCUAUAUUGCGGUUUCUCCUCCAGACUCCAAGGCCAUAGUGGAUGGUAACCUGAAGCUGAUCCUAGAUCUCCAUAUUUAUAUAUUGCGGUUUCUCCUCCAGACUCCAAGGCCAUAGUGGAUGGUAACCUGAAGCUGAUCCUAGGCAUGGUGUGGACUCUGAUCCUCCACUACUCCAUCUCCAUGCCCAUGUGGGACGAGGAGGAGGAGGGGGGCGACGGCCAGCAGAAGACCCCGAAACAGAGGCUUCUGGGAUGGAUCCAGAACAAGCUACCAGAGAUCCCCAUCCACAACUUCAGCAGAGACUGGCAGAGUGGCAGAGCACUGGGGGCACUGGUCGACAGCUGUGCUCCGGGUAGGUUAGGGGCCGGGGUUAGGGUUAGGGGCCUGGGUCAGAGGUUAGGGGUCGGGGUCAGAGGUUAGGGGCCGGGGUUAGGGUUAGGGGCCUGGGUCAGGGGUUAGGGCCGGGGUCAGGGUUAGGGGCCGGGGGUCAGGGGUUAGGGUUAGGGGCCGGGGUCAGGGGUUAGGGUUAGGGGCCUGGGUCAGGGGUUAGGGGCCGGGGUCAGGGGUUAGGGGCCGGGGUCAGGGGUUAGGGUUAGGGGCCGGGGUCAGGGGUUAGGGUUAGGGGCCUGGGUCAGGGGUUAGGGGCCGGGGUCAGGGGUUAGGGUUAGGGGCCUGGGUCAGGGGUUAGGGGCCGGGGUCAGGGGUUAGGGUUAGGGGCCUGGGUCAGGGGUUAGGGUUAGGGGCCGGGUCAGGGGUUAGGGUUAGGGGCCUGGGUCAGGGGUUAGGGUUAGGGGCCUGGGUCAGGGGUUAGGGUUAGGGGCCUGGGUCAGGGGUUAGGGGCCGGGGUCAGAGACUGGUCGACAGCUGUGCUCCAGGUAGGUUAGGGGUCGGGGUCAGGGGGCUGGUUUCAUAGACCCAGAUAAGCAUUGUCCUUUUUAGAAACAGUUUGUGUGUUGAAGUUUAAAUAAGGUGUUUCAAGCCUGUGUUGUGUUCUAGGCCUGUGCCCUGACUGGGACCAGUGGGAUCAGACUAAACCAGUGGACAACGCCCGGGAGGCCAUGCAGCAGGCUGACGACUGGCUGGGGAUCCCUCAGGUGCGCUAGCUACGCUAACAUCACAUUGUUCUCUAUGGAAUCAUGCUAACCCAUCGUCUCUAGGUGACACUGAGUACAGUCAGCUUCAUGGCGUUAGCCUAAUAUUUGUGUGCAGUGCUGAGUUGGCAUGUGGGCAGGUUUAACGUGUUGGCAUGGCAGAUCUGGGGAAGUUGGUACUCUGCUCUGUGCUGCCAGUUGUCUCUGUGGUUGGGGUUUCCUCCCUCAGUGGACCAGUUCUCAGAACAACACUAUCUUCCUGUCUGGCUCUGUGGCUUGUGUGCGUGUGUGUAGAUGUUUUGUGCAGCUUGAGGUUGUCUGAGGUAGUGGUUAGGAUAGUUAAAUCACGCUACCCUCUGCUGUGUGUGUGUGUGUGUGUGUGUGUCUAAACAGUGUGUGCCGUCUGGUUUCCUAGGUGAUAACCCCAGAGGAGAUUGUUGACCCCAAUGUAGAUGAACAUUCCGUGAUGACCUACCUGUCCCAGUUCCCCAAGUCCAAACUGAAGCCUGGCGCACCCCUCCGCCCCAAACUGAACCCCAAGAAGGCCCGUGCAUACGGACCAGGUACACACACACACCCCUCCGCCCCAAACUGAACCCCAAGAAGGCCCGUCGCAUACGGACCAGGUACACACACACACCCCUCCGCCCCAAACUGAACCCCAAGAAGGCCCUGCCAUACGGACCAGGUAACACACCCCCCCCCCCCCCCAACCGCCAUACGGACCAGUACAACACCACACCCCUCCGCCCCAAACUGAACCCCAAGAAGGCCCGCGCAUACGGACCAGGUACACACACACACCCCUCCGCCCCAAACUGAACCCCAAGAAGGCCCGCGCAUACGGACCAGGUACACACACCCCUCCGCCCCAAACUGAACCCCAAGAAGGCCCGCGCAUACGGACCAGGUACACACACACACCCCUCCGCCCCAAACUGAACCCCAAGAAGGCCCGCGCAUACGGACCAGGUACCACAACACACCCCUCCGCCCCAAACUGAACCCCAAGAAGGCCCGCGCAUACGGACCAGGUACACACACACACACCCUCCGCCCCAAACUGAACCCCAAGAAGGCCCGCGCAUACGGACCAGGUACACACACACACACCCUCCGCCCCAAACUGAACCCCAAGAAGGCCCGCGCAUACGGACCAGGUACACACACACACACCCCUCCGCCCCAAACUGAACCCCAAGAAGGCCCGCGCAUACGGACCAGGUACCACACACACACCCCUCCGCCCCAAACUGAACCCCAAGAAGGCCCGCGCAUACGGACCAGGUACACACACACCCCCUCCGCCCCAAACUGAACCCCAAGAAGGCCGCGCAUACGGACCAGGUACACACACACACCCCCCGCCAACUAACCAAAAGCCCAUACGACCAGGUACACACACACACACCCUCCCCCCAAACUGAACCCCAAGAAGGCCCGUGCAUACGGACCAGGUACACACACACACCCCUCCGCCCCAAACUGAACCCCAAGAAGGCCCGCGCAUACGGACCAGGUACACACACACACACCCCUCCGCCCCAAACUGAACCCCAAGAAGGCCCGCGCAUACGGACCAGGUACACACACACACCCCUCCGCCCCAAACUGAACCCCAAGAAGGCCGCGCAUACGGACCAGGUACACACACACACACCCCUCCGCCCAAACUGAACCCCAAGAAGGCCCGUGCAUACGGACCAGGUACACACACACACACCCCUCCGCCCCAAACUGAACCCCAAGAAGGCCCCGGCAUACGGACCAGGUACACACACACACACCCCUCCGCCCCAAACUGAACCCCAAGAAGGCCCGUGCAUACGGACCAGGUACACACACACACACCCCUCCGCCCCAAACUGAACCCCAAGAAGGCCCGCCAUACGGACCAGGUACACACACCACCCCCCCCGCCCCAAACUGAACCCAAGACAGGUCACCCCGCCCCCGCAUACGGACCAGGUACACACACCACACCCCCCGCCCCAAACUAACCCCAAGAAGCCGUCAUACGGACCAGGUACACACACAACACCCCCGCCCCAACUGAACCCCAAAAGGCCCGUGCAUACGGACCAGUCCUACACACACACACCCCUCCUCCCCACCUAACCCCAUGAUUCCCGCUGUCAUACGACCAGUACACCAACCCCUCGCCCCUACUCCCCAAAAGCCCUGCUUCCUCACCCCGCUCCCUCCCCCAAGUUCCCCCUGUCCUCUCUCCACCAUAAAGUCUCCCCCCCCGUCCCUCUCCUCACCUAAAUGUUCACGUCCCCCCUCCACCAAAUGUUCCUGUCCUCCCCACCCUACUCAUACGCCGUCACUCUCACACACCUAAAUUCCCCCCGACUCUCUCUCACCUAAAUGUUUUCCCCUGUCUCUCUCUCACCUAAAUGUUUUCCCCUGUCUCUCUCUCACCUAAAUGUUUUCCCCUGUCUCUCUCUCACCUAAAUGUUUUCCCCUGUCUCUCUCUCUCACCUAAAUGUUUUCCUGUCUCUCUCUCCACCUCACCUAAAUGUUUUCCUGUCUCUCUCUCACCUAAAUGUUUUCCCCUGUCUCUCUCUCACCUAAAUGUUUUCCCCUGUCUCUCUCUCACCUAAAUGUUUUCCCCUGUCUCUCUCUCUCUCACCUAAAUGUUUUCCCCUGUCUCUCUCUCUCUCACCUAAAUGUUUUCCCCUGUCUCUCUCUCUCACCUAAAUGUUUUCCCCUGUCUCUCUCUCUCACCUAAAUGUUUUCCCUGUCUCUCUCUCUCACCUAAAUGUUUUCCCCUGUCUCUCUCUCUCACCUAAAUGUUUUCCUCUGUCUCUCUCUCACCUAAAUGUUUUCCCCUGUCUCUCUCUCUCACCUAAAUGUUUUCCUCUGUCUCUCUCUCUCACCUAAAUGUUUUCCUCUGUCUCUCCUCUUGCUCUCGUUCUCUCUAGGUAUAGAGCCAGUAGGUAACGUUGUGAUGAAGAAGGCGGUGUUUACAGUGGAGACCAUCAGUGCUGGGAUGGGAGAGGUCCUGGUGUAUGUAGAGGACCCUGCUGGACACAGAGAGGAGGUACACAUACAUGCACAGACCACAUACACCACAUAACAGAAUUGUGGACUCGUCACAAAUUUGACUUGACUCGACUUUCUAGAAAAUAUGGAGCCUCAAGACUCAGGACUUGACUGUCUUGAGACUGAUGUCUUCAAAUUAUCUGGCCAGGUUUUGUAACGUUUUGUCCCUCAUUUUGUGGCUCAGUCUCUACACAGCCAGAGACAGUAGGAGCAAUCUCUUGUAUAGAUUUAGUUUUUACUUGAAAAAACGUAUGACUUGUUCUUUGAAUGCACAACUUUGACUCGACCCGUUCUACUUGGUGACUUGGUCCCACCUCUGCCACACACACACAAACAAACCACAUACAGAUAAUGUCUUCCCCUGAUGUCUCUGUGUGACAUUCUUGCUCACGCUCUCUCUCUCUGUGACAUCUCACGCUCUCUCUCUCUGUGACAUCUCACGCUCUCUCUCUCUGUGACAUCUCACGCUCUCUCUCUCUGUGACAUCUCACGCUCUAUCUCUCUGUGACAUCUCACGCUCUGUCUGUCUGUCUGUCUGAUCCAAGAUGGCGUAGCAGUGUGGUCGUGUAAAUAGCCUGUUCUUAGUUGUUUUGUCUUGUUGUAUAUAUUAUGUAUAUAUUUCCCUAUCAGACACUUUUCAUCCUUCUACUAAAUAUACUUUCCUGCAACCCGCCUCACUCAAUGUGGAACGGAUUCUAUUAUUGACUUACCUUUUAUCUAGAAUCUCCAGUUGAAACUAGCUAGCCAGCUAACUAGCUACUUGCUAUUAGCCACCAUUAGCGGUUUUCACCCAGAACAUCGGAUUUUCUGCCGGAAUAACUGAAUCACUGGACCUUAACACCGGAUCGCAACUAGCUAGCCGCAACAUAAUGGAUGUUGCUGUUGGCUAAUCACCACUGGCCCCGAAGCAAGCACCAGUUAGCCUUGAGCUAGCCUCGAGCCUAGAAGACCAGUUCUUAAAGCCUUUAGCGGUAUCCUUAUUCUAGUCCUCCUCUGUUCCUCUGGUGAUGUAGAGGCUAACCCAGGCCCUGCAGCCCCCAGUAUCACUCCUACUCCCCAGGAGCUAUCAUUUGUUGACUUCUGUAACCGUAAAAGCCUUGGUUUUUUGCAUGUUAACAUCAGAAGCCUCCUCCCUAAGUUUGAGUUAUUCACUGCGUUAGCACACUCCGCCAACCCUGAUGUUCUAGCAGUGUCUGAAUCCUGGCUUAGGAAGGCCACCAAAAAUUCUGAAAUUUCCAUCCCCAACUAUAACAUUUUCCGUCUAGAUAGAACUGCCAAAGGGGGUGGAGUUGCAAUCUACUGUAGGAGUCUGUGCCCAGGUCUGUGCCCAAACAGUUUGAGCUUCUACUUCUUAAAAUCCACCUUUCCAGAAAUAAGUCUCUCACUGUUGCCGCUUGCUACAGACCCCCCUCAGCCCCCAGCUGUGCCCUGGACACCAUAUGUGAAUUUAUUGCCCCCCAUCUAUCCUCAGAGUUCGUACUGCUUGGUGACCUAAACUGGGAUAUGCUUAACACCCCGGCCAACCUACAAUCUAAACUAGAUGCCCUCAAUCUCACACAAAUUAUCAAGGAACCUACCAGGUACAACCCUAAAUCCGUAAACAUGGGCACCCUCAUAGAUAUCAUCCUGACUAACUUACCCUCUAAAUACACCUCUGCUGUCUUCAUCUCAGCGAUCACUGCCUUAUUGCCUGCGUCCGUAACGGGUCCGCGGUCAAACGACCACCCCUCAUCACUGUCAAACGCUCCCUAAAACACUUUAGCGAGCAGGCCUUCCUAAUUGACCUGGCCCAGGUAUCCUGGAUGGAUAUCGAUCUCAUUCCGUCAGUAGAGGAUGCCUGGUUGUUCUUUUAAAAGUGCUUUCCUCUCAAUCUUAAAUAAGCAUGCCCCAUUCAAAAAAUUCAGAACUAAGAACAGAUAUAGCCCCUGGUUCUCCUCAGACUUGACUGCCCUUGACCAGCACAAAAACAUCCUGUGGCAUACUGCAUUAGCAUCGAAUAGCCCCCGCGAUAUGCAACUUUUCAGGGAAGUUAGGAAGCAAAGGCUAGCUUUUUCAAACAGAAAUUUGCAUCCUAUAGCACUAACUCCAAAAAGUUUUGGGACACUGUAAAGUCCAUGGAGAAUAAGAGCACCUCCUCCCAGCUGCCCACUGCUGAGGCUAGGAAACACUAUCACCACCGAUAAAUCUACAAUAAUCGAAAAUUUCAACAAGCAUUUUGCUACGGCUGGCCAUGCUUUCCACCUGGCUACCACUACCCCGGCCACCAGCUCUGCACCCUCCGCUGCAACUUGCCCAUGCCCCCCCCCCGCUUCAACUUCACACAAAUUCAGACAGCUAAUGUUCUGAAAGAGCUGCAAAAUCUGGACCCCUACAAAUCAUCUUGGCUAGACAAUCUGGACCCUUUCUAAAAUUAGCCGCCGAAAUUGUCGCAACCCCUAUUACUAGCCUGUUCAACCUCCUCUUUCGUAACGUCUGAGAUCCCCAGAGAUUGGAAAGCUGCUGCGGUCAUCCCCCUCUUCAAAGGGGGUGACACUCUAGAUCCAAACUGUUACAGACCUAUAUCCUUCCUGCCCUGCCUUUCGAAAGUAUUUGAAAGCCAAGUUAACAAACAGAUCAUAGACCAUUUCGAAUCCCACCGUACCUUCUCCGCUAUGUAAUCCGGUUUCCGAGCUGGUCAUGGGUGCACCUCAGCCACGCUCAAGGUCCUAAACGAUAUUAUAACUGCGAUCGAUAAUAGACAGUACUGUGCAGCAGUCUUCAUCGACCUGGCCAAGGCUUUCGACUCUGUCAACCACCGCAUUCUUAUUGGCAGACUAAAUAGCCUUGGUUUCUCAAAUGACUGCCUCGCCUGGUUCACCAACUACUUCUGAGAUAGAGUUCAAUGUGUCAAAUCGGAGGGCCUGUUGUCUGGACCUAUGGCAGUCUCUAUGGGGGUGGCACAGGGUUCAAUUCUUGGGCCGACUCUAUCAAUGAUGUUGCUCUUGCUGCUGGUGACUCUCAGAUCCACCUCUACGCAGACGACACCAUUUUGUAUACAUCUGGCCCUUCAUUGGACACUGUGUUAACAAACCUCCAAACAAGCUUCAAUGCCAUACAACACUCCUUCCGUAGCCUCCAACUGCUCUUAAACACUAGUAAAACUAAAUGCAUGCUCUUCAACCGAACGCUGCUUGCACCCGCCCACCCGACUAGAAUCACUACUCUCGGCGGGUCUGACCUAGAGUAUGUGGACAACUACAAAUACCUAGGUGUCUGGUUAGACUGUAAACUCUCCUUCCAGACUCACAUUAAGCAUCUCCAAUCCAAAGUUAAAUCUAGAAUCGGCUUCCUAUUUCGCAACAAAGCCUCCUUCACUCAUGCUGCUAAACAUACCCUCGUAAAACUGACUUUCCUACCGAUCCUUGACUUCGGCGAUGUCAUUUACAAAAUAGCCUCCAACACUCUACUGAGCUAAUUGGAUGUAGUCUAUCACAGUGCCAUCCGUUUUGUCUCCAAAGCCCCAUAUACUACCCACCACUGUGACCUGUACGCUCUUGUUGGCUGGUCCUCACUACAUAUUCCUUGCCAAACUCACUGGCUCCAGGUCAUCUAUAAAUCACUGCUGGGCAAAUCCCCGCCUUAUCUUAGCUCAUUGGUCACCAUAGCAGCACCCACCCGUAGUAUGUGCUCCAGCAGGUAUAUCUCACUGGUCAUCCCCAAAGCCAACACCUCCUUUGGCCGCCAUUCCUUCCAGUUCUCUGCUGCCAAUGACUGGAACGAAUUGCAAAAAUCUCUGAAGUUGAAGACACUUAUCUCCCUCUCUAACUUUAAGCAUCAGUCAGAGCAGCUUACCGAUCACUGCACCUGUACACAGCCCCAUCUGAAAUUAGCCCACCCAACUACCUCAUCCCCAUAUUGUUAUUUAUUUUGCUCAUUUGCACCCCAGUAUCUCUAUUUGCACAUCAUCUCUUGCACAUCUAUCAUUCCAGUGUUAAUACUAAUUGUAAUUAUUUUGCACUAUGGCCUAUUUAUUGCCUUACCUCCAUAACUUGCUACAUUUGCACACACUGUAUAUAUAUUUUCUGUUGUAUUUUAUGACCUUAUGUUUUUUUUACCCCAUAUGUAACUCUGUGUUGUUUUUAUCGCACUGCUUUGCUUUAUCUUGGCCAGGUCGCAGUUGUAAAUGAGAACUUGUUCUCAACUGGCUUACCUGGUUAAAUAAAGGUGAAAUAAAUACAAUAAAAAUCUCACGCUCUCUCUCUGUGACGUCUCUCUCUCUCUGUCUGUCUCUAUUCAAUUCAAAGGGCUUUAUUGACAUGGGAAACAUAUGUUUACAGUUUCAAAUAUUGCUGCUGUGAUGGCACACUGUGGUAUUUCACCCAGUAGAUAAGGGAGUUUAUCAAAAUUGGUUUGUUUUCAAAUUCUUUGUGGGUCUGUGUAAUCUGAGGGAAAUAUGUGUCUCUAAUAUGGUCAUACAUUUGGCAGGAGGUUAGGAAGUGCAGCUCAGUUUCCACCUCAUUUUGUGGGCAGUGUACACAUAGCCUGUCUUCUCUUGAGAGCCAGGUCUGCCUACGGCGGCCUUCUCAAUAGCAAGGCUAUGCUCACUGAGUCUGUACAUAGUCAAAACUUUCCUUAAGUUUGGGUCAGUCAUAGUGGUCAGGUAUUCUGCCACUGUGUACUCUCUGUUUAGGGCCAGAAAGCAUUCUAGUUUACUCUGUUUUUUUGUUAAAUCUUUCCAAUGUGUCAAGUAAUAUAUUUUUGUUUUCUUAUGAUUUGGUUGGGUCUAAUUGUGUUGUUGUCCUGGGGCUCUGUGGGGUCUGUUUGUGUUUGUGAACAGAGCCCCAGGACCAGCUUGCUUAGGGGACUAUUCUCCAAGUUCAUCUCUCUGUAGGUGAUGGCUUUGUUAUGGAAGGUUUGGGAAUCGCUUCCUUUUAUAUGGUUGUAGAAUUUAACGGCUCUUUUCUGGAUUUUGAUAAUUAGCGGGUAUCGGCCUAAUUCUGCUCUCUCUCUCUCUCUCUCUCUGUGUCCCUCUCUCACGCGGUGUGUCUGUCUCUCUGGAUCUCUGUGACAUCGGUCUCUCCUGUCAGGCCAAGGUGACAGCCAACAACGAUAAGAAUCGUACCUACUCCGUGUUCUACAUUCCCAAAGUCACUGGGAUGCACAAGGUGAGCCUGACCUUUAGUCCUUAUUUCUACCCUAAACAAACCCUAAGGUGAUGGUGCUCGUUGUAAUGUUAGGUAACCCUUAACCCUUAACCCAAAACCUUACAUGACCUGCUGUUUGUUAUGACCAGGUGACGGUGCUGUUUGGUAACUGUGUUUUACUAGGUGACGGUGCUGUUUGGUAACUGAGUUUUACUAGGUGACGGUUGCUGUUUGGUAACUGUGUUUACUAGGUGACGGUGCUGUUUGGUAAACUGUGUUUUACUAGGUGACGGUGCUGUUUGGUAACUGUGUUUUUACUAGGUGACGGUUGCUGUUUGGUAACUGUGUUUUACUAGGUGACGGUGCUGUUUGGUACUGUUUUCUAGGUAACGUGCUGUUGUUAACUGGUUUACUAGGUGACGGUGCUGUUUGUACUGUUUUACUAGGUGACGGUGCUGUUUGUAACUGUUUUACUAGUGACGGUGCUGUUUGGUAACUGUUUUACAGGUGCGGUGCUGUUGUAACGUUUUACUAGGUACGUGCUGUUGGUAACUGUGUUUUCUAGGUGACGGUCUGUUUGGUACUUGUUUUAUAGUACGGUGCUUUGGUAACUGUUUUACUGGUGAGUCUGUUUGGUAACUGUUUUACUAGGUGACGGUGCUGUUUGGUAACUGUGUUUUACUAGACGGUGCUGUUGGUAACUGUGUUUCUGGGACGGUGCUGUUUGUACUGUUUUACUAGUGACGGUGCUGUUGGACUGUGUUUUCUUGACGUGCGUUUGGUAACUGUUUUUACUAGGUGACGGUGGGUUUGGUAACUGUGUUUUACUAGGUGAGUGCGGUUUGGUAAUGUGUUUACUAGGGCGGGCUGUUUGGUAACUGUGUUUUACUAUGAGUGCUGUUGGUAACUGUUUUUACUAUGACGGUGCUGUUUGGUAACUGUGUUUUACUAGGUGACGGUGCUGUUUGGUAACAGUGUGUUUUACUAGGUGACGGUGCUGUUUGGUAACAGUGUGUGUUUUACUAGGUGACGGUGCUGUUUGGUAACAGUGUGUGUUUUACUAGGUGACAGUGCUGUUUGAUAACUGUGUUUUACUAGGUAACGGUGCUGUUUGGUAACAGUGUGUGUUUUACUAGGUGACGGUGCUGUUUGGUAACUGUUUUACUAGGUGACGGUGCUGUUUGGUAACUGUGUUUUACUAGGUGACGGUGCUGUUUGGUAACUGUGUUUUACUAGGUGACGGUGCUGUUUGGUAACUGUGUUUUACUAGGUGACGGUGCUGUUUGGUAACUGUGUUUUACUUGGUGACGGUGCUGUUUGGUAACUGCGUUUUACUAGGUGACGGUGCUGUUUGGUAACUGUGUUUUACUUGGUGACGGUGCUGUUUGGUAACUGUGUUUUACUAGGUGACGGUGCUGUUUGGUAACUGUGUUUUACUAGGUGACAGUGCUGUUUGGUAACUGUGUUUUACUUGGUGACGGUGCUGUUUGGUAACUGUUUUACUAGGUGACGGUGCUGUUUGGUAACUGCGUUUUACUAUGUGACGGUGCUGUUUGGUAAUUGUGUGUGUUUUACUAGGUGACGGUGCUGUUUGGUAACUGUUUUACUAGGUGACGGUGCUGUUUGGUAACUGUGUUCUACUAGGUGACGGUGCUGUUUGGUAACUGUUUUACUAGGUGACGGUGCUGUUUGGUAACUGUUUUACUAGGUGACGGUGCUGUUUGGUAACUGAGUUUUACUAGGUGACGGUGCUGUUUGGUAACUGUGUUUUACUAGGUGACGGUGCUGUUUGGUAACAGUGUGUGUUUUACUUGGUGACGGUGCUGUUUGGUAACAGUGUGUGUUUUACUUGGUGACGGUGCGGUUUGGUAACUGUGUUUUACUUGGUGACGGUGCUGUUUGGUAACUGUUUUACUAGGUGAUGGGGCUGUUUGGUAACUGUGUUUUACUAGGUGACGGUGCUGUUUGGUAACUGUGUUUUACUAGGUGACGGUGCUGUUUGGUAACUGAGUUUUACUAGGUGACGGUGCUGUUUGGUAACUGUGUUUUACUAGGUGACGGUGCUGUUUGGUAACAGUGUGUGUUUUACUUGGUGACGGUGCUGUUUGGUAACAGUGUGUGUUUUACUUGGUGACGGUGCGGUUUGGUAACUGUGUUUUACUUGGUGACGGUGCUGUUUGGUAACUGUUUUACUAGGUGAUGGGGCUGUUUGGUAACUGUGUUUUACUAGGUGACGGUGCUGUUUGGUAACUGUGUUUUACUAGGUGAGGGUGCUGUUUGGUAACUGUGUGUUUUACUAGGUGACGGUGCUGUUUGGUAACUGUUUUACUAGGUGACGGUGCUGUUUGGUAACUGUUUUACUAGGUGACGGUGCUGUUUGGUAACUGUUUUACUAGGUGACGGUGCUGUUUGGUAACUGUUUUACUAGGUGACGGUGCUGUUUGGUAACUGUGUUUUACUAGGUGACGGUGCUGUUUGGUAACUGUGUGUGUUUUACUAGGUGACAGUGCUGUUUGGUAACAGUGUGUGUUUUACUAGGUGACGGUGCUGUUUGGUAACUGUGUUUUACUAGGUGACGGUGCUGUUUGGUAACUGUUUUACUAGGUGACGGUGCUGUUUGGUAACUGUGUUUUACUAGGUGACGGUGCUGUUUGGUAACUGUUUUACUAGGUGACGGUGCUGUUUGGUAACUGUUUUACUAGGUGACGGUGCUGUUUGGUAACUGUGUUUUACUAGGUGACGGUGCUGUUUGGUAACAGUGUGUGUUUUACUAGGUGACGGUGCUGUUUGGUAACUGUUUUACUAGGUGACGGUGCUGUUUGGUAACUGUUUUACUAGGUGACAGUGCUGUUUGGUAACUGUUUUACUAGGUGACGGUGCUGUUUGGUAACUGUUUUACUAGGUGACGGUGCUGUUUGGUAACUGUGUUUUACUAGGUGACGGUGCUGUUUGGUAACUGUGUGUUUUACUAGGUGACGGUGCUGUUUGGUAACAGUGUGUGUUUUACUAGGUGACGGUGCUGUUUGGUAACUGUUUUACUAGGUGACGGUGCUGUUUGGUAACUGUUUUACUAGGUGACGGUGCUGUUUGGUAACUGUUUUACUAGGUGACGGUGCUGUUUGGUAACUGUUUUACUAGGUGACGGUGCUGUUUGGUAACUGUUUUACUAGGUGACGGUGCUGUUUGGUAACUGUUUUACUAGGUGACGGUGCUGUUUGGUAACUGUUUUACUAGGUGACGGUGCUGUUUGGUAACUGUUUUACUAGGUGACGGUGCUGUUUGGUAACUGUGUUUUACUAGGUGACGGUGCUGUUUGGUAACUGGUGUUUUACUAGGUGACGGUGCUGUUUGGUAACUGUGUUUUACUAGGUGACGGUGCUGUUUGGUAACUGUGUUUUACUAGGUGACGGUGCUGUUUGGUAACUGUGUUUUACUAGGUGACAGUGCUGUUUGGUAACUGUUUUACUAGGUGACGGUGCUGUUUGGUAACUCUGUGUUUUACUUGGUGACGGUGCUGUUUGGUAACAGUGUGUGUUUUACUAGGUGACGGUGCUGUUUGGUAACAGUGUGUGUUUUACUAGGUGACGGUGCUGUUUGGUAACAGUGUGUGUUUUACUAGGUGACGGUGCUGUUUGGUAACUGUUUUACUAGGUGACGGUGCUGUUUGGUAACUGUUUUACUAGGUGAAGGUGCUGUUUGGUAACUCUGUGUUUUACUUGGUGACGGUGCUGUUUGGUAACUGUGUUUUACUAGGUGACGGUGCUGUUUGGUAACUGUUUUACUAGGUGACGGUGCUGUUUGGUAACUGUUUUACUUGGUGACGUGCUGUUUGGUAACUGUGGUUUUACUAGGUGACGGUGCUGUUUGGUAACUGUUUUACUAGGUGACAGUGCUGUUUGGUAACAGUGUGUGUUUUACUAGGUGACGGUGCUGUUUGGUAACUGUUUUACUAGGUGAAGGUGCUGUUUGGUAACUCUGUGUUUUACUUGGUGACGGUGCUGUUUGGUAACUGUGUUUUACUAGGUGACGGUGCUGUUUGGUAACUGUUUUACUAGGUGACGGUGCUGUUUGGUAACUGUUUUACUUGGUGACGGUGCUGUUUGGUAACUGUGUUUUACUAGGUGACGGUGCUGUUUGGUAACUGUUUUACUAGGUGACAGUGCUGUUUGGUAACAGUGUGUGUUUUACUAGGUGACGGUGCUGUUUGGUAACUGUUUUACUAGGUGACGGUGCUGUUUGGUAACUCUGUGUUUUACUUGGUGACGGUGCUGUUUGGUAACUGUUUUACUAGGUGACGGUGCUGUUUGCGGGUCUACACAUCAAUAAGUCUCCUUAUGAGGUGGAUGUGGGGAUGGCUCAGGGAGACAGCAGUAAGGCUGCAGCCCAGGGACCAGGACUAGAACCUUCCGGGAACAUCGCCAACAAGACCACAUACUUUGACGUCUACACUGCAGGUACAAUCCGUUUUCUGUCUUCACAGCCAUUGAACGCUGAAGCUGUUUUAAAAUCACCAUUGGUCUCUUGCUGAUAUCCUUGAGCAGUUUCCUUCCUCUCUGGCAGCUCCGUUAGGAAGGACGACUGUAUAUUUGUUUUGGUUGUGGUUCAGAUUAUUUUGUGCCCAAUAUAAAUUAAUGGUAAAUAAUGUAUUGUGUCAUUUUGGAGUCACUUUUUUAUUGUAAAUAAGAAUAUAAUAUGUUUCUAAACCCUUCUACAUUGUGGAUGCUACCAUGAUUAUGGAUCAUCCUGAAUUAAUCGUGAACAAUUGAGUGAGAAAGUUAGACACACAAAUAUCAUAACCCCCCAAAAAUGCUAACCUCCCCUGUUAUUGUAAUGGUGAGAGGUUAGCAUGUCUUGGGGGUAUGAUAUAAAAUGCUAACCUCCCCUGUUAUUGUAAUGGUGAGAGGUUAGCAUGUCUUGGGGGUAUGAUAUAAAAUGCUAGCCUCCCCUGUUAUUGUAAUGGCGAGAGGUUAGCAUGUCUUGGGGGUAUGAUAUAAAAUGCUAACCUCCCCUGUUAUUGUAAUGGUGAGAGGUUAGCAUGUCUUUUGGGGUAUGAUAUUAGUGCAUCUGUAACGUUCUCACUCACCAUUAUUCACGAUUCAUUCAGGAUUAUCCGUAACCAUGGUAGCAUCCACAUUCAUGUAGCCGUGUUUAGAAACAUUCUAUUCUUAUUUACAAUAAAAGUGACUCCAAAAUGACACAAUAUGACUGUAAGUCGCUUUGGAUAAAAGCGUCUGCUAAAUGGCAUAUUAUACUUAUUAUUAUACAAUGCAUUUGUACUUUAAUACACAUACAAGUACCUUCAGGCUCUGAUCAGUCCCUACACCCAAACGAGGGCACUGCGUUCAUCCACCUCUGGCCUGCUGGCUCCCCUUCCUCUGCGGAAGCAUAGUUCCCGCUCAGCCCAGUCAAAACUGUUCGCUGCUCUGGCACCCCAAUGGUGGAACAAGCUCCCUCACGACGCCAGGACAGCGGAGUUACUCACCACCUUCCGGAGACAUUUGAAACCCCACCUCUUUAAGGAAUACCUGGGAUAGGAUAAAGUAAUCCUUCUACCCCCCCCCCCACAAAAAAAAUAUAUAUAUAUAUAAAAUAUAUUUAAAAAAAAAAAAAGAUAUUGUAAAGUGGUUAUCCCACUGGCUAUAGGGUGAAUGCACCAAUUUGUAAGUCGCUCUGGAUAAGAGCGUCUGCUAAAUGACGUAAAUGUAAAUGUAAAUGUAAGUAAAUUUGCCGCAGCGGGGGGGGGCAGGGCAGCGCAGCGCUAUGUAAAAGUGCUGUAAUUUCUAAAUGGUUCACCCGAUAUGUAUGAAAAUACCCUCAAAUUAAAGCUGACAGUCUGCACUGUAACCCCAUAGUUAUUGUUUGAUUUCAAUCCAAACUUUUGGAGUAUAGAGUCAAACAAAAGAGUGCUUCACUGUCCCAAUAAUGAUGGAGGGCAUGAUGCUGAAGCUGUCCCUGUCUCCAGGUGCUGGUGUGGGAGAGGUGGAGGUGGUGAUCAUGGACGCAGCGGGUAAGAAGGACGCGGUGGUGUGUCAGAUCGAGGAUAAGGGCAACAGUUCGUACCGCUGCAGCUACAAGCCCACCCUGGAGGGGCCACACACCAUCUACGUUACCUUCGCUGGAGGACAGAUCAGCAAGAGCCCCUUCACUGUCAACAUAGGAGAGGGUGAGAGACAGACAGCGGGAGGGAGAUGAGGAGGCUGAGAGACAGACCUUUGUUUGUUUCAGUUAUUCUGUUCUGGUUCUGUUUCAGUUUUUCUGUUCUGGUUCUGUUUCAGUUUUUCUGUUCUGUUUCAGUUUUUCUGUUCUUGUUCUGUUUCAGUUUUUCUGUUAUUCUGUUCUGUUUCAGUUUUUCUGUUUCAGUUUUUCUGUUAUUCUGUUCUGUUUCAGUUUUUCUGUUAUUCUGUUCUGUUUCAGUUUUUCUGUUAUUCUGUUCUGUUUCAGUUUUUCUGUUAUUCUGUUCUGGUUCUGUUUCAGUUUUUCUGUUAUUCUGUUCUGGUUCUGUUUCAGUUUUUCUGUUCUGGUUCUGUUGGUCUGUUUGACUCUGAGUCACUUCUAUCUUAUCUUUUGUUCUAACUGCUUUGUUCUCUCUCUCUCUCUCUCUCUCUCUCUGGAAGGAUGGAGGGAGCUGGUAUCUCCUCUCUCUCUGGAAGGAUGGAGGGAGCUGGUAUCUCUUCUCUCUCUGGAGCAGCUUGUUCCUUCUACUGUCCUGUCACUUCCUGGGAUCUCUCUUGGGUGCUAGACUCGGUGUGUGUGUCUCAUACUGUUCCUUGUGGCGCAUCCUCUCUCUCAUAGACUGGUGUGUCAUCUCCCUCUAAACCUCCAAACCCAGACUGACCCAGUGUCACCACACACACACACACACACACACACACACACACACACACACACACGGUCGUGACUCAGCAGGUCCUUAUUUAGUUGCUCUCUGUGGCGUUCUCCCCCCCCCCACCCCCCCGGGGUAAAUGUCAUCCAUUCAAACUACAGACUGUGUUAAACUCUAACCCCCCCCCCCCCCCCCCCCCCCCCCCCCCCCAGCGUGUAACCCCAGCCUGGUUCGGGCUAAGGGGCGUGGUCUGCAGCCUAAAGGCCUCCGGGUGAAGGAGACAGCUGACUUCAAAGUCUUCACUAAAGGAGCUGGGACUGGAGAACUCAAAGUCAGCAUCAAGGGCCCCAGUAAGUCAACUACACUACCCAGCAGCCGCUAUGUUCAUAAACUACACUACCCAGCAGCUUCUGUUAAUAAACGACACUACCCAGCAGCCUCUGCUUUAUAAACUACACUACCCAUCCGCCUCUUUUUCAUAAACUAUGCCAACAAGCUUAUUUAUUUAUUCACUCACUCACUCAAUACCGAUCAAAAGUUUUAGAACACCUACUCAUUCAAUGGUUUUUCUUUAUUUUUACUAUUUUCUAGUGGUAGUCCUCUGUAGCUCAGCUGGUAGAGCACGGCGCUUGUAACGCCAGGGUAGUGGGUUCGAUCCCCGGGACCACCCAUACACAAAAAAUUUAUGCACGCAUGACUGUAAGUCGCUUUUGAUAAAAGCGUCUGCUAAAUGGCAUAUUAUUAUUAUUAUAUUAUUAUACAUUGUACAAUAAUCGUGAAGACAUCAAAACUAUGAAAUAACACAUAUGGAAUCAUGUAAUAACGAAAAAAGUGUUAAAGAAAUCAAAAUAUAUUUUAUAUUCUUCAAAUAGCCACCAUUUGCCUUGAUGACAGCUUUGCACACUCUUGGCGUAUGUAAUCUCUUUCACACACACAAGAUAUGGGACUCAAUGGGUGCGUUCGAGUGGAUCCAUUUUGUCUAGUCGGUGACCAUCGUUGGUCACUGCCUUUCAAAGUGUGUUGCAUUAUAUGGAUAAAAAUUGUCCGACUGCAUGAACUUUUCACUGCAUGUUUCUGCAGUUCUUCACCAGCUUCCUACUGCAGCCGUCGCCUGCAUUGUGGGAGGUUCUAUUGUCAACCAAUCAUUAGGGUGUUUCUGUUUGACCCACGCGAACGUGACCAAAGAUGUGACUGAAACGGGAACCAAUUUGCCGCAAUUCACGUGUAGUCAACAGUGAAUAAAUAAAUGUGAUUGAGGCUCUCUCACUAAUUGAUUGAAUAAUGUACACACGAUUUCAGUUUGUGUGUGUGAGAUGGGUGUUGGAGUCAAGUUGAAAAAUGUAUGCACUCACUAACUGUAAGUCGCUCAGGAUAAGAGCGUCUGCUAAAUGACUAAAAUGUAAAUGUACGUUUUGUUUCAACAUUUCUAAAUAACUUUUUAUAAACCAUGAUGAAUGACCAAACUCUGCUGAGACUGGGGGAGGGGAAGGGAGGAGAAAGGGGGCGAAGAGGAGAAAAGGAGGCAGGAAACUGGGAGAGAGAGAGAGAAAAAAAAAAAACAAAAAAGAAGGAAAAAAUGAAAAUACGACUAGAGAUAGAUCUUCCCACCCUUCUAUCUCGUAUCCUUCUCUCUGUCUACUCUCUCUUCUUGUAUCUAUAUCUGUGGCUCUCUCUCUCUCAAAAGAAGAGAAGGGGAGAGAGACGGAGAAAGGGAGCGAGAGCGGAGCACGAGAGAGAGAGAGAGAUGAGAGAGAGAGAGAGGGGGAGAGAGAGGAGAGAGAGAGAGAAGAAAAAAAAAGGAGGGAGAGAGAGAGGAGAGAGAGUAGAGGAUAAAGAUGAGAGGGAUAGAGAGAGAAAAAAAAAAAAGGGAAGAGAGAAGGAGGGAGAGAGACGACGAGAAAAAAGAGAGACAGAGAGCCGAGGGAGAGAGUAGAAAAAAGAGAGAGAGGAAAUCAAAGAAAGGAAAAAACAAAAAGAGAGGGAAAAAGAGAGAGAGAGAGAGGGAGAGAGAGCGAGAGAGAGAGAGAGCGGGAGAGAGAGAAAACGAGCGAGAGAGAGACGGAGAGAGAGAAAAAAGAGAGAGAGGGGAUAAGAGAGAGCAGAAAAAAAAGAAAGAGAGAGAGAAAAAAAAAAGAGAGAGAGAAAAACAAAGGACGGAGACGAGAGAGAGAAGAAAUAAGAGGAGGAGCGGGCAAGAGAAAAGAGAGAGGAGAACAUGAGAGAGAUCCCCUCUCGCUGUCUCUCGCUCUCCCCUCUCUCUCUCUCCCCUCUUUCUCUCUCUUCUCUCACCCUCUCUCUUCUCACCCUCUCUCUCCCCCUCUCUCUCUCACCCUCUCUAUGUCUCUCUCUCUCUCAACAGAGGGUUCUGGGGAGCCUUGUAAGAGAAAAGGGAUUAGGGAGAUGGUGUGUUUGGGUUUGAAUACUACCCCACUCCUGGAACAUACAAUAUUAACAUCACGUGGGGAGGACAACACAUCCCCCGAAGGUAACACACACACACCACACAAACACACACACACACACAACACAGGUAACACACACACACACCCAGGUAACACACACACACCCAGGUAACACACACACCCACCCAGGUAACUAACACACACACACAUCCCCCCCAGGUACAUUUACAUUGUUAACCAGACUGACUUACAGUUAGUGCAUUUAACUAAGUCUAGUACCAUGUAACAGUCAUUGCAAGUAGACUCUUCUUCUAAAUAACUGCCAUCAUCUUUGCAACACGUUAUGUGGGUACACAACAAAAUCAAUAGUCAUGAAUAGAGUGCCUGGUGUAAUGCUGUCAAUGGUCAAUUCCUUUUUGCAGUCCGUGGAUGGUGAGGUGGUUUGGAGGCGGGCAACAGAAGGUGCGAGCCUGGGGGCCCGGCCUGGAGAGCGGCAUUGUGGGUAAAUCUGCCGACUUCGUGGUCGAAGCUGUCGGAGAGAAUGUGGGAACACUGGGUAAGUACAGAGACGCACACAGAGAGAGAGAGACGCACACAGAGGAGCGGAGAAGACGCGCAACAGAGAGGAGGAGGAGAGAGACGCGCACAACAGAGAGAGCGGACGCGCACCAGAGAGGAGAGAGACGCGCACAGAGAGAGAGAGAGAAGAGACGCGCCCACGAGAGAGAGAGACGCGCACAGAGAGAGAGAGACGCGCACAGAGAGAGAGAGACGCGCACAGAGAGAGCGACGCGCACAGAGAGUAGAGACGCGUCACAGAGAGAGAGAGAGACGCGCACAGAGAGAGAGAGACUGCGAACGAGAGAGGAGAUAGGACGCGCACAGAGAGAUAGAGACGCGCACAGAGAGAGAGAGAACGCGCCAGAGGGAGAGAGAGAAGGCGCACAGAGAGAGAGAGACGCGCCACAGAGAGAGAGACGCGCACAGAGAGAGAGAAGCGCACAGAGAGAGGACGGCACAAGAGAGAGAGAGAGACGCACAGAGAGAGAGAGAGACGCGCACAGAGAGAGAGAGACGCGCACAGAGAGAGAGAGACGCGCACAGAGAGAGAGAGACGCGCACAGAGAGAGAGAGACGCGCACAGAGAGAGAGAGACGCGCACAGAGAGAGAGAGACGCGCACAGAGAGAGAGAGGACGCGCACAGAGAGAGGAGACGCGCACAGAGAGAGAGACGCGCACAGAGAGAGAGAGACGCGCACAGAGAGAGAGAGACGCGCACAGAGAGAGGGAGACGCGCACAGAGAGAGGGAGACGCGCACAGAGAGAGGGAGACGCGCACAGAGAGAGGGAGACGCGCACAGAGAGAGGGAGACGCGCACAGAGAGAGGGAGACGCGCACAGAGAGAGGGAGACGCGCACAGAGAGAGGGAGACGCGCACAGAGAGAGGGAGACGCGCACAGAGAGAGGGAGCGGCACAGAGAGAGGGAGACGCGCACAGAGAGAGGAGACGCGCACAGAGAGAGGGAGACGCGCACAGAGAGAGGGAGACGCGCACAGAGAGACACAGAGAGACACAGAGAGACACAGAGAGACACACACACAGAGACAGAGACACACACACACAGAGACAGACACACACACACACAGAGACAGACACACACACACACACACAUACACAGAGACACACACACACAUACACAGAGACACACACACACACAUACACAGAGACACACACACACACAGAGACACAGACACACACGCACACACAGAGACACACACAGAGACAGACACACACAGAGACACAGACACACACAGACACACACACACACACACACACACACACACACACAGAGACAGAAACACACACACACAGAGACACAGAGACACACACACACACACACACACGACACACACACAGAGACACAGACACACACAGAGACACACACACACAGAGACCCUGCGUGUCCUCAUCAGAAGGUGUGUGUCCAGGUUUCUCGGUGGAGGGGCCGUCCCAGGCGAAGAUAGAGUGUGACGAUAAGGGCGACGGGUCAUGUGACGUGCGGUACUGGCCAAUGGAAGCAGGGGAAUAUGCGGUGCAUGUGCUCUGUAACAACGAGGACAUCCAGCACUCUCCCUUCAUGGCUGAAAUCACUGCUGCUCCAAACAAGGACUACUACCCUGAUAAGGUACGUUCAAUCACUGCUGCUCCAAACAAGGACUACUACCCAGUAAGGUACGUUCAAUCACUGCUGCUCCAAACAAGGGACUACACCUGAUAAGGUACGUUCAAUCAUGCUGCUCCAAACAAGGGACUACUACCCUGAUAAGGUACGUUCAAUCACUGCUGCUCCAAACAAGGACUACUACCCUGAUAAGGUACGUUCAAUCACUCGCUCCACAACAAGGACACACCCAUAAGUACGCAAACACUGCUGCUCCAAAACAAGACACACCCAACAGGACAGUCAACACGCGCUCCAAACAAGGACACACUAAGGUACGUUCACACGCGCCAACAGACUACACCUGAACACGUCAACACAACUCCACACACAAGACUACACCGAAAGACGUCACAUCGCAAACAAGGACACACCAUAAGGACCAAUCACUCGCUCAACAAGGACACCCUGAUAAGGUGUUCAUCAGAAGUGGUGUCCAGGUUUUAGGUGUCAGCGCGCCCCCAAAAAGGCGAAUGAUAGAGUGUACGUCAAAUGCGCGAAAAGGGACUCAUGGACGUUCAAUCACUGGCCCAAACAGGGGAAUAUGAAGGUGAAAUGUGCUCUAACAACGAGGACUACCUCCCUCAUGGCUGAAUUCAUGCUGCUCCAAACAAGGACUACUACCCUGAUAAGGUACGUUCAAUCACUGCUGCUCCAAACAAGGACUACUACCCUGAUAAGGUACGUUCAAUCACUGCUGCUCCAAACAAGGACUACUACCCUGAUAAGGUACGUUCAAUCACUGCUGCUCCAAACAAGGACUACUCCCCUGAUAAGGUACGUUCAAUCACUGCUGCUCAAACAAGGACUACUACCUGAUAAGGUACGUUCAAUCACUGCUGCUCCAAACAAGGACUACUACCCUGAUAAGGUACGUUCAAUCACUGCUGCUCCAAACAAGGACUACUACCCUGAUAAGGUACGUUCAAUCACUGCUGCUCCAAACAAGGACUACUACCCUGAUAAGGUACGUUCGAUCACUGCUGCUCCAAACAAGGACUACUACCCUGAUAAGGUACGUUCAAUCACUGCUGCUCCAAACAAGGACUACUACCCUGAUAAGGUACGUUCAAUCACUGCUGCUCCAAACAAGGACUACUACCUGAUAAGGUACGUUCAAUCACUGCUGCUCCAAACAAGGACUACUACCCUGAUAAGGUACGUUCAAUCACUGCUGCUCCAAACAAGGACUACUACCCUGAUAAGGUACGUUCAAUCACUGCUGCUCCAAACAAGGACUACUACCCUGAUAAGGUACGUUCAAUCACUGCUGCUCCAAACAAGGACUACUACCCUGAUAAGGUACGUUCAUCACUGCUGCUCCAAACAAGGACUACUACCCUGAUAAGGUACGUUCAAUCACUGCUGCUCCAAACAAGGACUACUACCUGAUAAGGUACGUUCGAUCACUGCUGCUCCAAACAAGGACUACUACCCUGAUAAGGUACGUUCAAUCACUGCUGCUCCAAACAAGGACUACUACCCUGAUAAGGUACGUUCAAUCACUGCUGCUCCAAACAAGGACUACUACCUGAUAAGGUACGUUCAAUCACUGCUGCUCCAAACAAGGACUACUACCCUGAUAAGGUACGUUCAAUCACUGCUGCUCCAAACAAGGACUACUACCCUGAUAAGGUACGUUCAAUCACUGCUGCUCCAAACAAGGACUACUACCCUGAUAAGGUACGUUCAAUCACUGCUGCUCCAAACUAAUAAGGUAUGUUUGUGAUUUAGAAUAUGAAGAUUACUUAAUAACUUAAGGUUGAAACGUGGUGAUCCCCAGUGUAGCUCCCCUGGGGUUAAGCCUUGCUCGAAGGCACCAGAAACUCUUCAGUGGCUGACUCUCAUCAAGCCAGAUUUUCCCUGUCAAACCCGGGUUUUGAACCGGCAACCCUCCAGUUGCUAACCUGUGUUUGAUGCGCUGGCUUUGCUGUGUACAGGUGAAGGCGUAUGGUCCAGGUCUACAGAGCAGUGGUCUGGCUGUGGGGAAACCGACUGAGUUCACCGUCGACGCCAAGCUGGGAGGGAAAGCGUCUCUCAAGAUCCUGGCACAGGUACGUGGGGAG